AACAAUUUCCGUUGCCCUUUUCUUCUUCUCACUGUAUACUACUGAGUCCACACUUGCAUUAUAAAACUCCUUCUACCUCAACAAUUCCGUUUCUCUCUUUUCAUUCCUCCGAUCAAAUUCCGAUCAGAUCUCCCCGCGAAACCCUAGUCUCCUCCCUUCCCCUCCGCCGUUAUACUGAAAUUCCAGGCUCUUUUGUAUACAGUUUCCGAGACUUCUUCGUGAAAGACUGCAUUUUUAGGAGUUGGAUUUUUUAAGAGAGCUGGGAAAUUUGGUGGUGGUUCGGUUAAGACUUUUGGGUUUAGAAUAAAAUAUUGGACCGACGGGUUUGUAAUUAGUGGUUGAACUUCGGGCGUCGGUGGAGGAAAUGCGGUUUAUAAUUUCAAUUUAGUAAUUUUGGUUUAAAGUGUUCGGGGUUUUUGUUUCUUUGUUUGGUACUAUUUUUGUGGUUGGUGUGUUUUGUUGGAUCUGAUCGGUUCUAUUACUGAAGAGGAAGAAGUGAAUCCGAUAGAACAACGAGUUUUUGGUAUUUUGAAUAAAGGUUGGAGAAAGAUGCAGCAAGAUCAACGCAAAAAGAGCUCCAAGGAGGCAGAUUUUUUUACGGAGUAUGGGGAUGCCAACCGUUACAAAAUUCUGGAAGUAAUAGGGAAGGGGAGCUAUGGAGUUGUAUGUGCAGCCAUUGACACACAUACUGGAGAAAAAGUAGCAAUAAAGAAGAUAAAUGACAUCUUUGAGCAUAUUUCUGAUGCUAUUCGAAUUUUGCGCGAGAUUAAACUGCUUAGGCUUUUACGACAUCCUGAUAUUGUUGAAAUCAAGCGGAUUAUGAUGCCACCCUCAAAGCGAGAAUUUAGAGAUAUUUAUGUCGUUUUCGAGCUUAUGGAGUCGGACCUUCACCAAGUUAUUAAAGCGAAUGAUGAUUUGACGCAUGAACAUCAUCGGUUUUUCCUUUAUCAGAUGCUGCGUGCACUGAAAUAUAUGCAUACAGCGAAUGUGUAUCAUCGGGAUCUUAAGCCAAAAAAUAUAUUGGCCAAUGCAAACUGCAAACUUAAAAUAUGUGAUUUUGGAUUAGCGAGAGUUGCUUUUAGUGAUACUCCUACAACAAUUUUUUGGACGGAUUAUGUUGCUACAAGAUGGUAUAGGGCUCCCGAGUUAUGUGGAUCCUUCUUCUCAAAGUAUACACCUGCAAUUGACAUCUGGAGUAUUGGCUGUAUAUUCGCUGAGGUACUGACUGGAAAGCCUCUGUUUCCGGGUAAAAGUGUCGUUCAUCAGUUGGAACUGAUUACUGAUCUUCUGGGGACACCAUCAGCUGAUACGAUAUCUGGAGUUCGCAAUGAGAAGGCAAGAAAAUAUUUGACUGAUAUGCGGAGAAAGCAACCGAUUCCUUUUAUUGAGAAAUUUCCAAAUGCAGAUCCUUUGGCUCUUCGACUACUACAAAGGCUCUUAGCUUUUGAUCCUAAGGACCGACCAACUGCUGAAGAGGCAUUGGCUCAUCCUUAUUUCAAGGGGCUGGCAAAGAUUGAGAGGGAACCUUCUUGUCAGCCAAUCUCAAAGCUAGAGUUUGAGUUUGAGCGCCGAAGGGUGACUAAGGAGGACAUUAGGGAAUUAAUAUUUCGGGAGAUAUUAGAAUACCACCCUCAACUGCUGAAGGAUUACAUGGCUGGAAAUGAUGUGGCAAAUUUUCUCUAUCCUAGUGCUAUUGGUCAUUUUAGAAAACAAUUUGCCUAUCUCGAGGAAAAUGGUGGCAAAAGCGGGCCUGUUAUUCCCCCUGAGAGAAAGCACGUCUCUCUUCCACGGUCUACCGUCAAUUCAAGCGUUAUCGCUCCUAAAUCAGAUCAGAAUGAUUCUGCUUUUGAUAAUCGACGAAGCAGUCAAGAAGUUUCGAGCAGUGUUAAUGUUUCAGAAACCAUCUCUGGGACUCCAGCGAAGGUUUUGCGGGCACCACCACGUGUGCCACCAGCUAAACCUGGAAGAGUUGUGGGACCUGUUAUACCGUAUGAGAACGUCAGAAACAUAAAUCAUGCCCAUGAUGGAAGAGCGUACAUUCAGAAUCCCGUCCUUCCUCCUCAGGCCAUGUCUCCGCAGUAUUUCUUUAGGACCGCUAACACUUUGAAGAAUCAAGAUAAGCAUGUUCCUGAAGCUGUCAAGAACUCCUCCGCUCAGGCAAAAUUGCCGCAUCAACACCACUACCCGCCUGCCAAGUCAACUCCUGUCAUUACCACUGAUAUCAACAAUCACCACCAGCAGCACAGCCUCUAUUACCAGUCACAGGCAAAAUCCGUCCAGUUAAAUAGUCAAAUUGCGCUUGAUGCAAAAUUGCUACAGGCACAGUCUCAAUUUGGUGCAGUUGGCGCCGCAGCUGUUGCUGUUGCUGCUCAUAGAGAGGUUGGUGCCAUUCAGUAUGGGCUGACUUAGGGGUUCUUUGCUGUCUGGCCGGAUUAGGGGGUGCAUUGAACUAUAAAAUUCAGAGUAUCCUGAGACUUGAGAGAUGGUUACUUCUUGUUCUCGAGUCGCUGUAAAGUUUAUUCUUAUGUAAAAUUGAUUUUAAGUAAUAAAAUAGGUUUUCGUCGUCGAGUUCUUCGUUUAAA
Messenger RNA from Coffea eugenioides, 2582 nucleotides. RefSeq names its product mitogen-activated protein kinase 19-like. The transcript is spliced from 10 exons. Gene Ontology annotation, biological process: protein phosphorylation; intracellular signal transduction. Gene Ontology annotation, cellular component: cytoplasm; nucleus. The coding region runs from base 550 to 2409 and encodes 619 amino acids. The record is from RefSeq and is a predicted model, not a curated record. Gene Ontology annotation, molecular function: MAP kinase activity; ATP binding. Lineage: Eukaryota; Viridiplantae; Streptophyta; Magnoliopsida; Gentianales; Rubiaceae.